UUGUUGGAUUAUACUAUAUAUAUCAGAGUAUCUAAGCUUCUAAAGAUGAGUAUGUCCGAGGAAAUGCUUGAGAUUCCAGACCCAAAAUGUACGAGAAAUUUCAUCCAGGAAAAUGUGAUAGAGUUUCAAGAAAUGCAAAGCUCAAUGCGUGAAAAUGAAGAAACUAACUCAGUCAUUGAAUACUCUGGGAGAACUACAUUUGAAAAUGUGCCAGCAGAAAUAAUUUCUCAUAUUAACUGUUCUCAGUUAAUGAACGACAAGCAGAUUCCGAGUGAUGACACGGCAGUCUCUCUUCAUCGACAGCAUACUGAACUGUCAUUCAAGCAAAAAACAGACGUUUCAACCUCCACUGAACCGUCCGCAGACUUUUCUGCCUUCAUGCCAGUGGACAGCGAGGAGCCCAUUGGGUUCACUGGCAGCAGGAGCGUCUGGUGUCAGACUGUUGGUCCGGAGAAUUUGGACGAACUGUAUAAUGUGGGAGUGAUCAAGUAUUCAUCGACCAGAAACCCGCUUCUAAUUAAGUCACGGCAUUCAGAAAACGAACUUCCGGCGGGUGAAGUGGAUCAGCAGAUGCCUCGUAGGAGUGAUGAUCCUGACAUCCAAAAAUUAUCACUGUGUGAGCACAAGCAAGAUACGCAUAAGAGUCGACAUGCAAGAAAUGAAACUGAUUAUAUAAAAGAAAAUAUCAUGUCCGUGAAGGCAAGGCAGCGAUCUAUUGAAACAAGAAGCAAUCCUUUGUUAGCCCCUUCCACGUACAAGAGAGGCGUCAUCCCACAGUACCUAAUAGAACGCCGUCAGAGAGAGAAUUCGAAAAAUGAAACAGAGUACAGAAAAACUAAUGCCGUGUCCGUGAAGCCAAGGCAGGGAUCUAUUGAAACAGUACGUGAUCCUUUGAAACCUCCUUCCACCUGCAAGAGAGGCAUCAUCCCAAACAAUCUAAAAAAAGACCACGAGACAGGGAGUGCGAGAAAUGAAUCCAAUACCAAAAAAACAAAUGUAAUGUCCAUGAAGGAAAGGCAUAUAUCUGCUAUAACAGCAAUUGAUCCUUUGGUACCCCCUCCCGGCUACAAGAAAGGUGAAAUCCCCAAGUAUCUAAAAGAACGCCGCGAAGCAUUGGAAAAGGAGGCAAAGUGCAAGCCCAUGUUUCCUGUUCUGGCUUGCCCACCAGGUAAUGUUACCCAAAAUGACUCUUACAGGAAUGAGACACUCAAAAUGCUCAAGAAAAGGUACUCAGACCUGUCUCAGGAGCUGAGAAUGAUGCCUGUCAAGACAGACAUACGGAUGAUGUACACCAAAAAGAUAGAACUGACGAAGAAACUGAAAGAGGCUAGGAAUGCCAUUAGAACAUUUCUCGAACUUGAAGCAUGUCAAACUAGACCCCUAAAUGACUAA
Molecule: messenger RNA, 1392 nt
Organism: Cryptotermes secundus
Lineage: Eukaryota; Metazoa; Arthropoda; Insecta; Blattodea; Kalotermitidae
Exons: 1
Coding region: 46-1392 (448 amino acids)
Cellular component (GO): cytoplasmic microtubule
Source: RefSeq, a predicted model, not a curated record